Molecule: messenger RNA, 1329 nt
Organism: Perca fluviatilis (European perch)
Lineage: Eukaryota; Metazoa; Chordata; Actinopteri; Perciformes; Percidae
Product: zinc finger BED domain-containing protein 4-like
Exons: 3
Coding region: 27-923 (298 amino acids)
Molecular function (GO): protein dimerization activity
Source: RefSeq, a predicted model, not a curated record
AAAAACUGUGCGAAAUCCAGCUACAGAUGGGUAGACCUCUGCUGAAGCCAAUCCAAGAAGUGGAUACAAGGUGGAAUAGCACCUAUGCCAUGCUGCAGAGGAUCCAUGACCUGCGAGAGCCUUUGGGAGCAACUUUGGCUAAUCUAACUAAUGACAUCACUCCCUUUUCAGCAGAAGAAUACGAGUCCAUCCAGCAGUGUCUGCUGGUUCUGAAGCCAUUCCACCUGGCCACUGUCGAACUGUCUGAAGAACAACGAGUGUCUGGCUCCAAAGUCAUUCCGAUGGUGAAGAUGUUAAGACAUCGUACUGGCAGACUGUGUACAACAAUGGCAAACCCGUUGGCGCAGAAACUGGCCAGUAAUGUGCAAAGCACUCUAAAUGACAAGUUUGCCAUUGUUGAAAAAAUGACUGCUCUCAGUGUGGCAACACUUGUGGACCCGAGGUACAAGGAGAUGGGGUUCUGCAGUGCAAACUCGUCUCAGGCUGCAGUGGAGAGACUCACCAGGGAAUGUGCCAACAUCAUUCCACCACCACCACCAUCACCACCACCACCCUCCUCACAGGAGUCUUCAGAGCAGGAGGACAAUCUCUGGGGCCUGCUUGACAGCCACGUUGGCACACAACGUGGUUCCAACGCAACAGCCAGUGCCAUUGCCGAGGUCCAGAGGUAUUUGAAAGACCCACAUUUGCCUAGGUCAGAGGACCCUCUUAAAUACUGGGAAAGGCACCACCUUGUCUUUCCACAUGUCUCUCAAAUAGCCAUGCGCUAUCUGUGCACUCCAGCAUCCUCAGUGCCAUGUGAGAGGGUCUUCUCCAAGGCUGGGGAAAUAGUCAGCAGCCGACGAAACCGCCUCAAACCCAGCACCGUCGAACACAUUUUGUUUCUCAAUAAAAAUCUGGAAAGGAAAACAAGUACACAAUAAGCAUUCCCCAAACUGUCAUUCACAAUCCCCGUUACUGCACAAGCACCUUCCCCAAACCUCCUUUGUACACAAGCACUUACACACAAACGACCUCUUGUAUUUCACAUAGACCUGUAUCACAAGCACCUUCCCCAAACCCCUUUAUGCUUUCUGAAUUGUAGCAACCCUGUAUAUAGCCUAUGCCUCUGCUGCAACUGCAUUCUAUAUUUGGUUGCUGCUCAAAACGUGUUGCCACGUGUCUAGGUUACUCAGCAAUAAUUGUAGUUAAACAACUUUGUUGCAAGAAUUAUUACGGAAUAAACUAGACACGUGUUUGUCAUACAGCUAUAAUAAGCAUGAUAUACCUGCUCCAUAUGUAACGGUAGUGGGAAUCAUACCUCAGGCAUCAGCGUUGCCUUUCCUCCAA